AGAGUUCUGACUGCCCAGUCCUCCUUUUUCCUCAUUUUCUGUCAGCUGCUUCCAUUCUUUUCCCGGUUAUGGCGGCGGUGGCUGCUGCCUACGUGGUGCGGCUGCUCCUGGGCUCUGUGUCCUUGUCGCUCCCCCUGCUCGGGGCUGAAGCGUCCUCCGCUCCCGCCUCCUCCAAGGCGGUGACGGCGAGCUUGUCUGCGAAAUGGCCCGCGACCCCACUGCUGCUGGAGGCGAGUGAAUUUAUGGCAGAAGAAAGUAACGAGAAGUUUUGGCAGUUUCUGGAAACCAUACGAGAAUUAACAAUAUACAAGCAAGGAGACUCAGAAUACUCAUAUUACAACUUAAUCUUGAAAAAAGCAGGACAAUUUUUAAACAAUUUGCAGAUCAAUCUCUUAAAAUUUGCCUUGUCUAUAAGAGCAUACUCACCGACUAUUCAAAUGUUUCAGCAGAUUGCUGCUGAUGAACUACCACCAGAAGAUUGCAGUGCAUUUGUGGUUAUCCAUAAGGAGUGUACCUGUAAAACUAAGGAGAUUAAAAAGCUUCUGAAGAAGGCUACUGUGAGGCCUAGGCCUUAUUUAUUUAAAGGAGAUCAUAAAUACCCCACAGUUACUGAAAACCUACCAGUGAUCAUACUUUAUGCAGAAAUGGGUACUAAAGACUUCAAUAAAUUUCACAAAAUUCUUUCUGAGAAAGCUCAAAAAGGAGAAAUUCUGUAUGUGUUCCGACAUUUUAUUCAGAAACCAGGCUCUAGGAAAAUGAACUUAUCUGGAUAUGGUGUGGAACUUGCAAUUAAGAGUACUGAGUACAAAGCACUGGAUGAUACACAGGUUAAAGCUAUGAAUAAUACAGUGAUUGAGGAUGAUAAUGAACCAACUGAAGUGCAAGGAUUUCUCUUUGAAAAAUUGAAAGAAAUAUAUCCAGAUCUUAGAGAAAAUCUGAAAGAGUUCCGAAAACAUCUUGUCCAAAGUAGUAAAGAAAUGGUACCUCUAAAGGCCUGGGAGCUGCAAGAUCUUAGCCUUCAAGCAGCUUCUCAAAUUAUGUCUGCUCCAGUUUAUAAGGCCAUAAAAUUAAUGAGAGAUAUUUCUCAAAACUUCCCAAUGAAAGCCAGAUCGCUAUCUAGAAUUACUGUAAAUCAACAAAUGCGAGUGGAAAUAGAAGAAAAUCAAAAGAGUCUCCAUGAUAGACUUGAAAUUGAGCCAGGAGAUGCUCGUCUAUUUAUAAAUGGUCUUCAGAUUGACUUGGACUUUCAUGAUCCAUUUAGUAUUCUGGAUAUGCUGAAAUUAGAAGGGAAAGCAAUGAAUGGCCUUCGUGAUCUUGGGAUUAAAGAAAAAGACUUCAGCAAACUUUUAAAAUUAAAAACACAUCAUAUGGAUGACAACUAUGCAUUAGAUAUUCGACAUGCUUCAAUAAUGUGGAUGAAUAAUUUAGAACAAGAUGAUAUAUAUGCUAUGUGGCCAGCGAGUUGCCAGGAACUUUUGGAGCCAAUAUACCCUGGAAAUAUACCCUCAAUUAGACGUAAUUUUUAUAAUCUGGUUCUUUUUAUUGAUCCUGGUCAAGAAGUUACAACAGAUUUUGUAAAAAUUGCUGAACUAUUCUAUCAGUACAGAAUUCCUCUAAGAAUAGGUUUUGUUUUCGUUAUUAAUACAGAUGAUGUAAUUGAUGGACAUAAUGAUGCUGGAGUUGCCCUUUGGCGAGUUAUCAAUUACAUUAAAGAAGAAUAUAACAUCACACAAGCUUUUGCUGCCAUAGUAAAAAUGUACCAUAAUGUGAAAGAAGGAAACUUAUUAACUGUGGAUAUCAUUAAAAAUGUUGUGCUAAAUACAUUUCCUGAUACUGAUCUUCAGGAUAUCCUGGGAGUUCAGUCUGAAUAUGACAUAAACAGAAAGGCAGGAAUUACUUUUUAUAAAAAGACUGGACUUGGUCCUUUGCCUCAAGCAUUAUUUAAUGGUGAGCCCUUUACCAUUGAAGAAAUGAAUUCCAAAGAAUUAGAUAAAAUCAUUCUCCAAAGGAUCAUGAACACAGCUGGAUUCUUGCAAAAGGCAGUUUUUAUGGGCUUGUUAAAUGAUGAGAUGGAUGUGAUAAAUUUUCUCAUGGAUCAGGAUAAUAUCGUACCUCAUAUGAAUCCUAUAGUUUUGGGAAACAAAAGGCAAUACCUUAAUUUAAUAUCUACCUCAGUGACUGUUGAUAUUGAAGAUUUCACUACUUUCUCUUUCUUGGAUUCACAAGACAAGAGUGCCAUAAUUGCAGAGAACAUGUAUUAUUUAUCCAGAAAAGAUAAAGAUGUAAUUUCUGCAGUCACCAUCUGGAUUAUUGCUGAUUUUGAUAAGCCAUCAGGGAGAAAACUACUUUUAAAUGCUUUGAAGCACAUGAAAACAAGUAUUCAUACUCGGUUGGGAGUUAUUUAUAAUCCUACAUCAAAAAUAAAUGAAGCAAACACAGUUAUUUCUAGAGGGAUUUUGGCAGCUUUUCUUACACAGGAAAACAGCUAUUUAAGAAGCUUUCUUAAUAAACUGGCAAAAGAAGAAACUUCUAAAGCCUUGCAAACUGGAGCAAAAAUAAAGACAUUCCUUCUUCCGGGAAUGGCUGAGAAUGCUUUUGUCAAGAAGUACAAUACCAUUGGAAUGAAUGUUUUCCAAACCCAUAAGUUGUUCUGUCAAGAAGUUCUCAAAUUGCUUCCUGGGGAAAGGGCUAUUAUCAGCAAUGGGAGGAUCCUAGGACCGCUGGGAGAAAAUGAUUUACAUGCAGAAGAUUUUCAAUUGUUGGAAAAAAUAACAUUAAUUAACUCAGCAAAGAAGAUUAAAGCCAUUAUUAAGGAUAUAGAAACCAACCCCAAACGUGGAAGUGAUCUGGUUAUGAAGGUGGAUGCCCUUCUCUCCUCUAUGCCUAAAAGUGAAUCACGGCACGAUGUCACGUUCCCUAAAGAACAACACAGUGUUAUAAACAUAAAUCCUCAAGAAAGUGAUAUAUUCUAUGAUGUCAUUGCUAUUGUUGAUCCAUUAACAAGAGAAGCACAGAAGAUGGCUCAAUUAUUGGUUGUUCUUGGCCAAGUUGUCAACAUGAAGCUGAAAUUGUUUUUGAACUGUAGGUCAAAACUUUCAGAGACACCAUUGAAGAGUUUUUACCGAUUUGUUUUGGAACCAGAAAUUACUCCAGGGCCAAAUAACAUUCUUUCUUUGGGGCCUAUGGCAAAGUUCCAAGAAAUGCCUGAAUCACCUCUUCUGACUCUCAACAUGAUUACUCCUGAAGGCUGGUUGGUUGAAGCAGUACACAGUUCCUGUGACCUUGAUAAUAUUUACUUAAAGGAUAUUGAGGGGACUGUCAGAGCAGAAUAUGAACUGGAAUAUUUACUGCUUGAAGGACAAUGCUUUGAUGAAACUACUGGACAACCUCCUCGGGGACUUCAGUUUACCCUAGGCAUGAAAAAGAAUCCCAUUAUGGUUGAUACCAUUGUGAUGGCCAACCUUGGAUAUUUUCAGUUAAAAGCAAAUCCUGGUGCUUGGAUUCUGAGAUUACGCCAAGGGAAAUCUGAAGAUAUUUACCAGAUAAGCAGACAUGAAGGAACAGACUCUCCACCAGAUGUAGAUGAGGUCAUUGUCGUAUUAAGCAACUUCAAAAGCAAGAUUCUGAAAAUCCACGUACAGAAAAAGCCAGAUAAAAUUGAUGAAGAUAUCCUUACAGAUAAAGAUGAAGAAGGAAAAGGAAUGUGGGAUUCCGUUAAGAGUUUCACAGGAGGACUGCAAGCAGAAACAAAGGAAAAGAAAACUGAUUUUCUAAAUAUUUUUUCAGUUGCUUCAGGCCAUUUAUAUGAACGCUUCUUGAGAAUUAUGAUGCUUUCUGUAUUGCGCAAUACAGAAACUCCUGUUAAAUUCUGGUUUCUGAAAAAUUAUCUCUCUCCAACAUUUAAAGAGAUAAUUCCUCACAUGGCUAAGGAAUAUGGAUUCCAGUAUGAGCUAGUCCAAUAUAGAUGGCCCCGUUGGCUUCACCGACAAACUGAAAAGCAAAGAAUUAUUUGGGGUUACAAGAUUCUUUUCCUUGAUGUUCUUUUUCCACUGGUUGUGGACAAAAUAAUUUUUGUGGAUGCUGAUCAGAUUGUGAGAACAGAUUUAAAAGAACUUAGAGACUUUGAUCUUGGUGGCGCACCAUAUGGUUACACACCAUUUUGUGACAGUCGAACUGAAAUGGAUGGAUACCGUUUCUGGAAGUCGGGAUAUUGGGCUUCUCAUUUAGUAAAAAGAAAGUACCAUAUCAGUGCCUUAUAUGUUGUGGAUCUCAAGAAAUUCAGAAAAAUUGCAGCUGGAGAUAGACUUAGAGGUCAGUAUCAGGCUCUUAGUCAGGACCCAAAUAGCCUGUCCAACUUAGAUCAGGACCUACCCAAUAAUAUGAUUCACCAAGUUGCCAUUAAGUCUCUUCCUCAAGAGUGGUUGUGGUGUGAAACAUGGUGUGAUGAUGAAUCCAAAAAAAAGGCCAAAACAAUUGAUCUGUGCAAUAAUCCCAAAACCAAAGAACCUAAAUUGAAAGCUGCUGUCCGGAUUAUCCCAGAAUGGAUAGAGUAUGACACUGAAAUUCGAAAUCUGUUAAAAGAGAUUGCAGUGGGAAAGAGAAAUUCAAGUAAAUCGUCCUCAAAAGAGGUUUUCACUCGAGAUGAACUCUAGCAUCUAUGAAAGAAGCCAUGAUACUGAAAACCGAAAUCUGCCAUAAUAUGGAAUAAAGAAUGACAACACUGCAGAGGCUGUGCUUUGAAUCUUUUACUGGAGUUCAGUUAAACAUUCUUCAAUUUUAAAAAAUGAUUAUUUAAAACUCACAUGUAACAUGUUAAGUAAACAAUUUCUUUUAAAAAGAGGUAAACCGUUUUUGUUCUACUGAAUUUUCAAAGCUAGCUUAUCAGUUUAUCUCGGUUUCAUGCCAAGUUUCAGCAGUUUUAUUGGAUUGUAAAUGUGUGUCUGGAAAUAAAACUGAUACUCCAAAUUGGCUAUUUCUGAUAGCAUUCACACAAAAGGCUGUGCAUAUUUGAAGUAUCUAAUCCAGAUUUGUUCAUGAACAAAAUGUAACUGAUAUUGGAGAAAUAUAUUUCUAUAUUUUUCUUUUCACCUGCUACUAAUAGAAAUAGAACUUAUUAGUAACUUUGUUCAACCAUUCAAAAAAAUUACCAUUUGAAAAAAUGAAUCUCUUUUUAUAUUUUAAUAAUUAUUUUACAAUGUAAGUAAUGUUGCUUUGUAAUCAGCUAUUUUGGUAUGUUUAGUCAUGUGAUCUGUAAUCAGUUAUUUUGAGUAAAUGGAAUUAUAUGAUGUUAUUUUUAAGUAACAUUUCCUUUCUGAUGUGUAUUUAUAAAGUGGCACUCAUGGGCAUGAAAAAUGAAUCUUAUUUAUUGUUCAUGAAAAAAGGUUAAACCAGUAUGGCAAACUAUUAUUACAAAAAAAGAUAAUUUAAAAUAAAUAUGACCUAAAUUAAGAACAUAAAAA
Messenger RNA from Antechinus flavipes (yellow-footed antechinus), 5459 nucleotides. RefSeq names its product UDP-glucose glycoprotein glucosyltransferase 2 (gene UGGT2). Gene Ontology annotation, cellular component: endoplasmic reticulum. The record is from RefSeq and is a predicted model, not a curated record. The coding region runs from base 69 to 4652 and encodes 1527 amino acids. Gene Ontology annotation, molecular function: UDP-glucose:glycoprotein glucosyltransferase activity. Lineage: Eukaryota; Metazoa; Chordata; Mammalia; Dasyuromorphia; Dasyuridae. The transcript has 39 exons.